GAAGAGACGCUGAAGGGAGAGAAGAAAAAAAAAAACCUUCCUCUCUAGUCUCUAUACUUUUGCGUAUCAGCAGCGGAGAACCGGACGGCCGUUUGUCCCCAGAAACCCGGCCACGUCCUCCCGCCUCCCCGCAGGAUGAGUGUUACCGCUCAGAGGUGCAUGGCCAGCUCGGGGCAGAAGCCCAUCGCGGAGAUCCUCCACCCGCUCUCCGGCGGCGGCGACGAGCAGCAGCAGCAGCAGCAGCAGCAGCAGCUCUCCGUCACCGUCAGCGUCGUCGUCGGAGGGGACAAGGAAGCGUCCCUGACCAACGGCGCGCCGGUGGAGACGCCGAGUCCCGCCUCCACGUCGUCGCUGUUCAACAGGCUGCAGCUGGACGACGAUCCGGAAGCCGACGUCCGGGACCCCUACACGGAGACGGCGGAGACCCGUGACCUCUUCGUCACGGUCGACGACCCAAAGAAACACGUGUCCACCAUGGAGACCUACAUCACCUACAGAGUCUCCACCAAGACGUCACGCGUAGAGUUCGACCUGCCCGAGUACUGCGUGCGGCGGCGCUACCAGGACUUCGACUGGCUGCGGAUGAAGUUGGAGGACAGCCAGCCCACCCACCUCAUCCCCCCGUUGCCGGAGAAGUUCGUGAUGAAGGGCGUGGUGGACCGUUUUUCAGAGGAGUUCGUGGAGACGAGGAUGAAGGCUCUGGACAAGUUCCUCAAGCGAGUUGCCGACCACCCGGUACUCUCCUUCAACCCGCAUUUAAACGCUUUCCUAACAGCCAAGGACCUGAACAAGCGUCAGGGUCUGGCUCUGCUCACCAAGGUGGGCGAGUCGGUGAAGCACGUGGCCGGAGGCUACAAGCUGCGGCCGCGGCCCGCCGAGUUCUGCGCCAUGGGAGAAUACCUGGACACCUUCAACCAGAAACUGGGAACCAUCGACCGCAUCGCUCAGAGGAUCCUCAAAGAGCAGUCGGAGUACCUGACGGAGCUCCGCGAGUACGGCACCGUGUACUCCAGCUGGGCGGCGUCGGAGGAAGAGCUGCGGCGCCCCCUGGAGGGCGUGGGCGGCUGCGUGGCCACGUGCUGCGGAGCGCUGGACGACCUGGGCGACGGCAUGAGCCAGGACUUCCUGCCCGUCCUCCGAGAGUACGUCCUCUACGUGGAGUCCAUGAAGAAUGUUUUGAGGAAGCGAGACCAGAGCCAGGCGGAGUACGAGGGCCGACUAGAAGCCGCCAUAUUACGCAAGCAGGAGGACCGAACGCCAAUGCCGGCGGAGGUGGAGAAAUGCCAGGACAAGGUGGAGUGUUUCAACGCCGACCUGAAGGCGGACUGGGAGCGCUGGCAGAGCAACAAGAGACAGGACUUCAAACUGCUUCUCACCGGCAUGGCCGACAAGAACAUCCGCCACUACGAAAAGUGCCAAGCAGCGUGGGAGUCGCUCUUAACCGUCCUCCAGGACAAACAGGCCGAGGACAAAACGCACGAGACGAACUGAAACAUCUGAUCGCUGCGUAGCGGCGUGUAGCGCUGCGUAGCCGGGCAGCGGGCUUGAGCUGCAGGACUUUGCCCCCCCCCCCUCUCCCCCCCGUUCUCCAGGGGGAGGAUUGUACGGAGGGGAGUCGUCUCUCUUUGACCCUACAAAGUAGGUAACCGACGGUACAUUCUAGGACGCUUGGGGGGGAAACGGGACAGAACUUCGUCGACAUUUUCCUUUUUUCCUUCUUUUCUGAACUGGACCUUUUCUACUCAAUAUUUCCUAAUGAUUUCGGGUGCCAAAUGCCGCCGGUGUUGAAGCUCGGUCUCAGAGAGGCUGGUUUUCCGUCCGUCCUCUCCGUGUUCACAUUGAGCCAAACGUGAAGGAAGCCGAUGAGAUCACGAAAUGUGAAUUACGAAGUAGUGUUCUUUUUUCAUUUUUUUUUUCACUUUUUCAUUUUCUUUUCUAAAAAAUGUCACACUGAAACAAUACUGUCUCAUCUCUUGGAGCCACCGUAUUGGCUGUGAAUUAGAAUCCAACAUCUCGUACUUCAUUUAAAGGAUCCACCGGUUGUUCUCGCAGGUUGCAGCCAAUAAACUCUGUUGACCUUUGUCCAAGAGUUCAUAAAUGUUUUGUUUUUUUUCCUGUUCUGCCCGCCAACAUUGUUGGCAUGAACAAUCCUCCUGCAGGGACUUGGAACUAACGGUUAUGGGAGCUUUUGAAACCGCAGCUCAGCCGCAAGAAGCGAAUGGGCCGAGAAAAAGGAGGAGGUUCACGAAGUAAAAGCAAAGGAAGCAAAGGGACACUUGGAUGUACUUUUGAUCCACGUCACAAUUGAUGUUGAGCUUUUCACUGUGUGCUUUUGUAGCAGCGCCGCCUGGUGGUUUAGAUGAAAACAGCUCUCAUGCUUUUGAAACCGCCGGCUGAACAGUUUCCUACUCCUGAUAAAAGUCUGCUUUGCUUUUUCCUGCCGCGGCCAUUUAUUCCUGCUGCAGGGGUUUCACCUUGAAAGUUAGGCAAGGAUGCUAAACAGGCGGAUUUACCCGAUUUAAAUAAACACAGAGGGGGUGGAAAGUAUCAUUUAUCUACUUUAAACGACUGAAAAUCAUCCGUCAACAUGUUUUGUCUAACUCUUUGAAUGAAAUGUCUUUCUCUGCCUCAGUGACACGGAUCGAGAGAACAUUCCUAAAAGCCCCAAACGCUUUGCCUCAUUUGACCUAGAAACACUAAGAGAGUUCAGAGUUUAGAACGUCUCUGUUUUGGUUCAAAUUGUUGCCUCUCCACCAAAGGUCUUUCUGCCAUCUUCUUCUUUUUUUUUUUUUUCUUCCCCCUUUUCGAUUGUUCCCGGUGAGAGAUCGGGGACGUCGUUACCGACGACCACAUUUACAGCUUCAGUUCAUUUCAUCGCAGGACCACGACUUUGCUUUUCCGACACUUUUAGCGCUGAUUCGUUACCACGACAUCACGUCUCUCCGACGAAAAGGUGCUGAUUUGAGUUGACGGCCGUCUGUCUCCGUGGUUUCUUCUAGAUGUCCUUCAGGCAGGUUGUCUCUGGAUGCUCCUUGGCCUGAUCACAUAGGCCCAUGUUGAGGAACCGAGAAGUGGCUGCUGGUAAACUGGAUUCAUCACGUUGUCGUUUUUGUCGGUUGUAUUUUUCCCUUUUUAGAAGCACAACGCAGAUGCUGUUUCUACUAAACCCUCAAUUUCUAUCCCCAAACUAAUGCUUUAAGAGCGGCCUGUGUUCUUGUUUUGUGCAUCUGCAUCCGUUUUAUGUUGGAUGUCACGAUAGAUUUGAUCUGACUGACAGUCGCUGUUUGGAGGAGUGAUCCGUCUCUGAAAGGCAGCCUGCAGGGUCUCGGACCACUAGAAACACUCUGGAGCAGAUUUGUAUCUCAAGGAACCACACAAAGACGAGACUGAAUGUGAACAUUUGUUUACAACAUAAAAUAAUCCACUGGGCAGCUUUAACAACAGAUUGUUUUAUCAGUUUAACAUUUCCAAAUAUCUUUUCAUAUUCGCAAACUGCACUCCAGAACCCAAUAAGAAAUAUGACAAAAAAAAGGUUUCAUUUUCCACAUUUCAACCUGUAAGUGAUGCUCACUGUAAUCUAAAUAGAUUUUAAUAUAUUGAAAUGUAGCAAACCCGAUCCAGGUUUUUUGUUUGUUUAUUGGGUGAGAUCUGUUUAAAAUGAGCAGGUUUGUUUCCUAAAGAGGCGUUAAGCCAUCUGAUGACCUCACCAGAGCAUGCUAAUGGGUUGGAAAGGUAUUUUUUCUGUAAUGACAACAUACUGUAUAUUCAAUAUACCCAAAUGUACAGCUGAAUUAUAUGGUACAGCUGAGUCUAUUUUUCUAUAAAAGAAGCAGGUGAUCAUUUUUGGUUUUCCAUCAAGCGUUUGAAGAUUACGACAUCACGUCAAAGGGAUUUUGGAAUUAAACGGUUAUUUAUUGUUUUCGCACGAGUCAUUGGAACCCCAGUACUUCUCCCAUACGUUUACUUCUUCUCCCUCGUAGACAUUUUAUAAUCCCCCUCUCAGACCGUUUGCCUGCUGAUUUACUUUUGCACUAUUUAUGUUGCGCGCCAACUCCAACAAUAACGUAAAUAAGCUUUUUUUUCUGUUGCCAAACAUGACAAUGAAUAGUCUGGUGACUUGACUUGGUUCAGAAAGGCAUCGUCUGGGGAUUUAACCUGAAUUCAGCUCUGCAAACAGGGACAAUUCAGGCAGACUCGUGCAUUUGUUUCGUCUUGUUCGGUUCAAAUCAAAUGUUUCUAAGCCAAAAUGCCCCCCGGUUGCUUUUUUUCUUCCUGUCAUAGAUUCACACAUUAUGAGAUGAUUGGAUUCCCUCAAAGAUUAGACGUCAGACCGGUUAUGCAAAUGUGUAUCUUUAUUUUCAUUUGUUUGAUUUCUGUUCCUCCCCAGUGUGUACUUGUUUACGUUCAGUCCCUAUUGUUUGGAUGCUAACAACAUCCUGUUGUGAUCACAAAUAAGCUUGUAUAUUGAUGUCGUUUUGAAGCAAUUUAUCUUUACCUCGAAUGAUUCUUUUGGUUAUAUUGGACCAAUAAUAAAAAAAUAAUGCCUUU
Molecule: messenger RNA, 4548 nt
Organism: Gasterosteus aculeatus aculeatus (three-spined stickleback)
Lineage: Eukaryota; Metazoa; Chordata; Actinopteri; Perciformes; Gasterosteidae
Gene: snx30
Product: sorting nexin family member 30
Biological process (GO): endocytic recycling; protein transport; autophagy of mitochondrion
Cellular component (GO): phagophore assembly site; early endosome
Molecular function (GO): phosphatidylinositol binding
Source: RefSeq, a predicted model, not a curated record